GUGCGCGCGUGAGCGGACGCUUGGCGCCGGCAAUUCGCCAUGGACGAUGACUUGGAGCGAGCGGCACGGAAGCACAAGAUGCAGCAGCGCACUGGCGCUCUGCGUGCGCAGCAAAGACAGAGGAGACAGGAGGAGCAGGAGAAGGCGGCAGCGUCUGAGAAGGCCGCCCUUGCAGUACAGCCAGCUGCAUCUUCCCAGGCAGGCAGCAUUGGCAGCACUGCGGAGUCCAGAGAUGCUUCCUGCGUGGCGGAAGCGCCACCUGCCCCGCCCGAAGAAGUGCCAUGUCCGGGAGGACCGUUUACCUGCUUCGUUUGCACGGAGGCGAAGGAGCCGGCAGAGCGCUUUUUGCCCCACAGGUGCCGGGAGAUUCCGAGCUCGCUGUGCUGCAAGCCAUGCUUCAUCGCCUGGGUCCACUCCCAGAUUGAGGCGGACUCCCCAAAUAUCCGGUGCUGCCAUUGCGACGAGGAGCUGUCGAUGGUGACGCUGCAUCGGUUGGUGGAUGAGGAGCACUGGGACAGGUACUGCCAGACAGCUUUGCAGCGCAGUCUGAAGCGGGACCCGCACUUCAUUUGGUGCUCCCAGUGCAAUGGCGGCGGUUGGGUGGAUGCCAGGCAGCCCAGUUCCGGCUGUCCUUGGAGUUGCCCCGAGUGUGGGGAUUCCUUUGUCUACUGCCCGCAGUGCCGCAGGGAUCACAAGAGCCUCAGCUGCAAGAAGUUUCAGCUCCUGCGCCGCGAGGUGAUCCUGGGGAAGCAGACGGAGAAGGAUUCCGAGGGCGUGGUGCAGCGGAGUUCCAAAAGUUGCCCAUCCUGCAAGAUGCCCAUCCAGAAGGACGGAGGCUGCAACUACAUGGACUGCCCCAACUGCCGGCGCCACUUUUGCUGGAGUUGUGGUCAGAUCAUGAAGGCCUCGCACCAGGCGCACCAGUGUGAUGCUGGCUUCGAGGCCUCUGAGGUGGUGGCCAGGGCACCGUCGGGCCGGCCUUGUGUGGAACUGACCAGGCUGUUCAUGAACGUCAUAGACAUCGACUCCAUUGAGGUCACGAACGUGGAUCCGGACGAUGUGAUGGACUGCCGGGACAUGCUGGUGCCCAGCAUCGACCAGGAGGCCAAGUCACCACUCUUCGUGGGUCCCAGUCUCAUGGACGGCGAGAUCCUCGUGAGGCUUCCUUUCAGCUUCACUUCAGCGCUCUCCUGGGAGCUGACUCAUCUGACUUUGCGUGCCGAUCACUCGCCGGCGCCCAAUUGCCUUGCGCCCAAGUCCCUCUCGCUGUUACCCAACCUGCCGAGUGCGGGCUUCAGCGAUUUCGAGGACAGUAACAUAGCGGCCUCAGUGGAUUUGGAGGAGGUCGGGGAGGGCGUGUUCCGCGCAUCGCUGGAAGCAUUCCGGACCAAAGGCCACUUCAAGCGGGUAAACUGCUUGACCCUGAAAGUCUCCGCAGCGCGCGUCGGAGAACAUGAAGAAGAGAUGCAGGUCUUCUUCAACGGCAUCUCCAUCUUCGGCGUGCCCGGUCAGGUGUCUUCCGGCUCCCGCAGGAAUUUCAUGUACGACCAGCGAGCGGAGCUGAUCGUGAGCCCUGCUCUCAACAGGCGCAAAUGGGGCGCGGAAGUUGAGAGCGCAAGUCAAGAUGCCUAGUUUGCACUUGCCGUGUGAGACUCGCUGCGCAGUCGCGGACAUUUGCUAUGGUUUUCCAAAGCUUGCAAAUGAUGAAGUGUUGCAAGCUGUAAUUGUAUCAAGUUAGAUGGAACGCCUAGCGCAGCCUGCGGAAUUUGCGAUGCGCAGGCCUUCCUUUCACCUCAGUGGCCCUUCAUUCAAAGUGGCGCCAGAUGUCAUUCAUUUGCAGGCGUGUCCAAGAUUCUGUCUUUUCGCUGUACUGCGAAUGCCGUGG
Molecule: messenger RNA, 1885 nt
Organism: Effrenium voratum
Lineage: Eukaryota; Dinophyceae; Suessiales; Symbiodiniaceae
Source: the annotation of a GenBank genome assembly